ACGGCAUAGUUUGCCGAAGUCAUGAAUCCGAGUGGCGCUUGACGCUCCGCAGUGAAUUCGAAAGUGGAGUAGAAAAUUCACGAAUAGUAUCGAACAUGGCUCAAGAUUCCGAAAAAGGGAACUACAAGUCUCCCGAGGGUUCGCACAAGUACGAGUACGCUGUGACGUUUGUUUGUUUCAUAGUCGUCUUCGGCAUCGGUACCGAAUUCGGAUUCAAUUCACCGUUGAUCAGUGUCCUCACCGCUCCGAAUACCCCGAUCAAUGUGACCGCAUCCGAAUUGUCCACAAUUGCCGCUGCCGUCGUCGGAGGUCAGAUGGUAACGCCGGUGUUGACACUCUGCAUGGAUAAAGUUGGCAGGAAACCGAUUCUCUUUGGCUUCGCCGUAUCCAUCGUAAUCAGCUGGACCAUGGUUGCGAUAGCUAACGGUGUUCUGGUUCUUACCGUCGGCAGACUGGUCGGUGGUUUCGCAAUGGGAGUCGGCUUAAUGAUAAGUCCGAUCUACUUGAGCGAAGUAACAUCGGCCAAGUUGAGAGGUACCUUAGGACUCAUGAUACCGAUAGGGGCCAGCUGCGGUAUGCUGUUCACCUACAUGAUAAUACCUUACUUGAAGUUUUACAACUCCGUUUACGUGCUACUGAGCCUCGGAGUCGCCGCGACGAUCGCUUUAUGCUUCAUUCCCGAAUCACCUUACUUCCUGGCGAUGAAAGGUAGGAUCGAGGAGGCCGAGGAGGUGCUCGAAAAACUCCGGGGAAAAACGGACGUCGCGGAAGAAUUGGAAACGGUUAAAGAAGCCGUGACGAAACAGAGAGAACAGAUGAACAGGGACGAGAGAGACGGCAUCGGGCGAAAAGUAUUGAAAAUUAUAAAGGAGAUCGCGCUGGUGCGCGCUAACCGUCGUGCAUUUCUGGUAAACGUAUCGUUCGUCAUGAUGAUUCACGGUGGCGGAUACAUGAUGGUACUGGCGUUCGCGCCGCAAAUAGUCAACGCCAUGAAGGUUGAAAUAAACGAGUACAUGAUCAAUAUAAUAUUAGCGGUCAUUCAGCUGGUUUGCAGCUGCGUGACGAGCUUUGUGAUCGACAAGUUCGGCCGAAGAGCUCUAAGCAUUACCGCGGGUAUAGUUUGCUCGGCGUCCACUCUGAUCAUCACCAUUUACUUCUGCCUCUUGGAAAACCUGGAGAUCGAUGUCUCCGCGUACAGCGGCUUCGCCCUAUUCGCAAUGACCAUCUUCGUAGUAGCAAUGACUACGGGAAUAACGUCCGUUCAGUUCGUCAUCAUUUCCGAGACACUGGCGUCGGAAAUAAAGAUCGCAAUCAACCUGAUCAUCGCGAUCGGUGGCGGACUGGUCGCUACCGUCACCGUCAAAGGGUUCAUACUGGUUACCAUGAUAUGGAAAUUGGGACACGCUCUCCCCUUCGCGGUAUGCUUCCUUAUACUUUGCGUAUGCGUGACAACGAUCCACAGGCUGUUGCCCGAGACGAAGGGGAGGACAUUCGUCGAAAUACAGAAAGCGUUCAACGCCUGAGAACGAAAAUUUUUACCUGAAAAUACAUUUUUUAAAUAAAGACGAGAUUUGGUAACGGA
Athalia rosae (coleseed sawfly) is the source of this 1582-nucleotide messenger RNA. Its product is annotated as facilitated trehalose transporter Tret1-like. Gene Ontology annotation, biological process: transmembrane transport. Gene Ontology annotation, molecular function: transmembrane transporter activity. NCBI's taxonomy places the organism in Eukaryota, Metazoa, Arthropoda, Insecta, Hymenoptera, Athaliidae. The transcript has 3 exons. Bases 96 to 1523 code for a protein of 475 amino acids. Gene Ontology annotation, cellular component: membrane. The record is from RefSeq and is a predicted model, not a curated record.